Bicyclus anynana (squinting bush brown) is the source of this 726-nucleotide messenger RNA. RefSeq lists its product as uncharacterized. The transcript is spliced from 2 exons. NCBI's taxonomy places the organism in Eukaryota, Metazoa, Arthropoda, Insecta, Lepidoptera, Nymphalidae. Gene Ontology annotation, molecular function: serine-type endopeptidase activity. The record is from RefSeq and is a predicted model, not a curated record. Gene Ontology annotation, biological process: proteolysis. Bases 1 to 609 code for a protein of 202 amino acids.
AUGCGAUGCUUAGGAGGGGCUCGUGAAGAGAACCCUGUGAGUCCAUGUCUGGCAGUGCCCGGCGCGCCGCUGGUAGUCAACGCCAAGCUGGCUGGCAUCCUCUCCUGGGGCUUCGGCUGCGGAUACCUCCACGACUUACCUCUUGUGUAUACGAGCACCCAGUACUAUACAAAGUGGAUUGCUAAAAACGUUGUUAUAUUUCGGAGAGUGACUAUGAACGAUUUAAGCCAACUAUUCCAAGCAAUUAAAUCUUAUGUGAUUCUGGAUUGGCUUUCCAGAACCAGAAUCUCAAUGCCGACUCCACACGAUCACGGCAACGUUAACAAAGAGUUUAAACUUACAAAAGUUGACGAUGUACUUGUAAAGUUGCAAGGGAUGUGUUUUGAUAUGAGAGACUACAUUUACGACGCUGAGCUGCACGACAAAAAGUUAUUAUUGUAUGAAGAUUUGAAAAGAUCUGUAAUGGAAAAUAUCACCAAGUCUGAAGUCAUUAGAAACGCUUCAAAAACGUUGUUGACUUAUAUCGCACCCCGUCCGUUCUUAAGCAAUAAAACUUUACUGGAUAUUAGUUUCACCUACGAAGAUUAUGAAAACUCUGAUGAUGAUUAACAUAACCUUAAAACAAGCGUGUGUCAGCUUCGACGCACGAAUGGAGUUUACUCUUUCAGAUCGACUGUCUAAAUAGGUGUAUGUUGUUCCGCAGUAUAUACUAUGUACGUCUCAAUA